GUCCAAAAUUAAUAGUUCCGCUGUGAUUUUGCGUCGAGCGCCUCGUUUUUUCUGUCGACUCUUGUCCACGUCGAGCGCCGCCAAGCGCCAAAUAUCGCUAUAGGUGCUACUCUGUAGACUUGGUCUACAAACUCCACAUCAAACCGGAAUAUGACUGAACACGUUGCACGCGUUAGCGAAGCUCAGCGACUCACCUGUAGGAAGACUUAUAAAAUGGAAAACACUUUCAUUUUGACCUCGUUUUAACCACAUCCCGAAGCCGUGUGAAAACCUCGACGCAAUCGAUUCAUUUCAGAAUUACAAUGUCUUUACACAUUAUGCUACCGAUUAUUAGAUAUAUAUCAUCAUAAUUCAGCCUCGCAUAAUUUAUACUCCAUGGACCGAUUGUGGGAAAACUGAGCUGCUACAAAUUAGUUGGUUCAGCGCCUUCGUUUUACGUAAUAUAUUGAGCUGUGGAAGAUCGCAUUUAGUCGUUUACUUCAAAUCAUUACUGCCAACGAAAAUGUACGAAAUUGUGCGCAAACUGGGAUUAUUGCUGCUCACCGUGUUCCUGUGCUCUCCUAACGUUAACGGACAGCUUGGAUAUGCGCAAUAUCAAAAUGCUAUGCCGGGCAGCAAUUACAAUCCCAGCAUGUACGGGCCGCGGUACGGUUCGGGUGGCGCCUAUAAUGGAUUUAGCUUCAAUCCGGAAGUGGGCGUAGUUGGACCUCCGGGAUUCGGCGGUGGCUAUGAGAAACUGGGUAUAGGACAGUAUCCCUUCGUCGAUCCGCAAACGUACUGGUUUCUGGCUGGGGUUAGUGCAGCUAACAGUAUAUCGCUGCAAUAUGUUUUGCCCAUAAUGUGCACAAUGUUUCUGGCGAUACGCUUGCUGCGGUGAAAAUGUUGGAUGCCUCUUAUCUGGAUGACCAUAUACGACCGCGACCGGAUGCAGGGCGCUUUCCGUAUUCGCGUGACAGCUGCAGCCAAAACACCCGAGAUUUCCAAGGCAAUCUACAAUGUUGGUUGUAUGGUCAAUGUCUUGCAUUUUUCGAGUUCUCUUGAAUUUCUAAGGUUUUCCUGACGCUGAAUUGCAUUUCUGUACUUAUUUUUACCGAAGUAUUGCAUUGUUUCUUUUGUAUGUCGAGGUUGCGCUGCGCUUGCACAAUACGUACGAUAAACUGUACAGUAAGCGUAUGAACUUGUUACUCUAAAAUUUCUUAAGUUGUGUUUUAUUUCCAAAUUCCCAAUCAUUGUCUUGAUGUCAUCUCGCUGACAAAGGCAGAAAACCAUACAAAUGCAAUUAGGUCG
Molecule: messenger RNA, 1287 nt
Organism: Paramacrobiotus metropolitanus
Lineage: Eukaryota; Metazoa; Tardigrada; Eutardigrada; Parachela; Macrobiotidae
Exons: 4
Coding region: 503-877 (124 amino acids)
Source: RefSeq, a predicted model, not a curated record